Orussus abietinus is the source of this 1440-nucleotide messenger RNA. RefSeq names its product tubulin beta chain. Bases 90 to 1430 code for a protein of 446 amino acids. The transcript has 8 exons. The record is from RefSeq and is a predicted model, not a curated record. Gene Ontology annotation, cellular component: microtubule; cytoplasm. Gene Ontology annotation, molecular function: GTP binding; structural constituent of cytoskeleton; GTPase activity. Gene Ontology annotation, biological process: microtubule cytoskeleton organization; mitotic cell cycle. NCBI's taxonomy places the organism in Eukaryota, Metazoa, Arthropoda, Insecta, Hymenoptera, Orussidae.
CGGGUGCGCGAAUGCUGCGACGCAAUCGCGCGAGAGUCGUCUUCCGAGGUUCGGUGUGGUAAGACGUGAUUCGUAGAAGUGAAUACAAAAUGAGGGAAAUCGUCCAUCUUCAAGCAGGCCAGUGCGGCAACCAGAUCGGUUCGAAGUUUUGGGAGAUCAUUUCCGACGAGCACGGCAUCGACCCUCAUGGAAAAUACGUCGGCACCAACGACUUGCAACUCGAACGCAUCAGCGUCUACUACAACGAAGCCAGCAGCCAUAAAUAUGUGCCCCGAGCGGUUCUGGUCGACCUGGAACCCGGUACCAUGGAUUCCAUUCGCAGUGGUCCUAUCGGCCAAAUCUUCAGGCCCGAUAAUUUCGUAUUCGGUCAGAGCGGGGCCGGCAACAACUGGGCCAAGGGCCAUUACACGGAGGGUGCGGAAUUGGUCGAUGCAGUUUUGGACGUCGUGAGGAAAGAGUCCGAAGGCUGUGACUGUCUGCAAGGUUUCCAGCUGACUCACUCCUUGGGCGGUGGCACGGGAUCGGGGAUGGGAACGUUGCUUAUCUCAAAAAUCCGGGAAGAGUAUCCGGACCGUAUCAUGAACUCGUUUAGCGUAUUUCCGUCUCCGAAGGUAUCCGACACCGUGGUGGAGCCCUACAACGCCACCCUGUCCGUUCACCAACUCGUGGAGAACACGGAUGAGACCUUCUGUAUCGAUAACGAGGCCUUGUACGAUAUCUGCUUCAGAACGCUAAAACUGACCUCUCCUACAUACGGAGACUUGAAUCAUUUGGUCUCGGUGACGAUGUCAGGUGUUACAACCUGCCUGAGAUUUCCCGGACAGCUGAAUGCGGACUUGCGAAAGCUCGCGGUAAAUAUGGUACCGUUCCCGCGUCUUCACUUCUUCAUGCCCGGAUUCGCCCCACUUACGGCUCGUGGAUGCCAGCAGUACCGUGCGCUAACAGUACCUGAACUCACGCAACAGAUGUUCGACGCGAAAAAUAUGAUGGCAGCGUGCGACCCUCGUCACGGCCGAUACUUGACGGUCGCCGCUAUAUUCCGAGGUCAAAUGUCGAUGAAAGAGGUCGAUGAACAAAUGUUGAACAUACAAAACAAAAAUUCAUCCUACUUUGUGGAAUGGAUACCGAACAAUGUCAAGGUAGCUGUUUGCGAUAUAGCACCUAAAGGACUUAGAAUGUCUUCAACGUUCAUUGGCAACUCGACGGCCAUUCAAGAGAUCUUCAAGCGUAUCAGCGAACAGUUCACGGCAAUGUUUAGGCGUAAAGCUUUCCUUCAUUGGUAUACGGGAGAAGGAAUGGAUGAAAUGGAAUUCACCGAAGCCGAAAGCAACAUGAACGAUCUGGUUUCCGAGUAUCAGCAAUAUCAGGAAGCGACUGCGGACGACGAAGUAUUCGAGGAUGAAGAAGUGGAAGAAGAAGCCGUCGAAUAAAGUUCAUUUG